GUCCUAACUACCUCCACCCCCGCACGCACAACUGGCCGCGCCAAGGCAAAGCUAGAAGAAGACAACGCAAAGGGAGAGGACAGAGGAGGAGCAGAGGACGAUGGGCAGCGGCGGCGCUAACACUGCCCCCCUCCUCACCCCCUACAAGAUGGGAAAAUUCGAUGUUUCCCACAGGGUAGUCCUCGCACCACUGACGAGACAGCGGUCCUACGGCAAUGUUCCUCAGCCUCAUGCCAUACUGUACUAUCAGCAGAGGGCGACUAAAGGAGGUCUUCUGAUCGCUGAGGCCACGGGGGUUUCAGACACUGCUCAAGGGUACAAGGACACUCCUGGCAUUUGGACCCAUGAGCAAGUCGAAGCAUGGAAGCCGAUCGUAGACGGGGUUCACCAGAAAGGAGGGAUAUUUUUCUGUCAGAUUUGGCACGUAGGGAGAGUCUCCAAUUCCACUUUUCAGCCUAAUGGGCAGGCUCCAAUUUCAAGCACCGAUAAGCCACUAAAGCCUCAAGUGAGAGCCAAUGGUAUAGACGUGGCUACUUUCGCAGUUCCUAGACGCUUAGAGACUGAUGAAAUCCCUUUGGUCGUCAAUGAUUUCAGGGUAGCUGCUCGAAAUGCGAUUGAAGCUGGAUUUGAUGGUGUCGAAAUCCAUGGAGCUCACGGUUACCUGAUUGAUCAGUUUCUAAAGGACGGGGUCAACGACCGCACAGACAAAUACGGUGGCAGUCUGGAGAACCGCUGCCGGUUUGCACUGGAAGUAACUCAAGCCGUGGUCGACGAAAUUGGAGCUGACAAGGUCGGGAUAAGGCUGUCACCAUUCGCUAGCUACUCGGAGGCGCCGGACUCAGACCCGGAAGCUCUGGGCAUGUACAUGGCGAACGCGCUGAACGAGUUCGGGAUUCUCUACUGCCACAUGGUGGAGCCGCGGAUGGUGAAACUCGGUGAAAAGUUCGAAACCCCCUACAGCCUUCGCCCGAUAAGGGACGCUUUCAGGGGAACGUUCAUCGUUGCCGGCGGCUACGGCAGGGAGGAUGGGAAUCGCGCGAUCUCCACUGGGUAUGCUGAUUUGGUCGCGUUCGGGCGCGUGUUCUUGGCUAAUCCUGACCUGCCUCGGAGGUUCGAAGUAGACGCUCCCCUUAACAAGUACAACAGAGACACGUUUUACAUCCCUGAUCCGGUUAUUGGAUACCUGACUACCCAUUUCUUUCGUCAGAUGUAUAAAUGUUCUCUUUUCAGCAAUCUGCUUUUUAGAUUGUGUAGUAACUGGUUGGUGUACCAGUAAAAUAUUAGACGAAUAAACCAUUGGUCUGAAUGCCUCAUUCUCAUAUAUAUGGACAAAAGCAAUAUGAUCGUUGU
Messenger RNA from Zea mays, 1350 nucleotides. It is a transcript of the gene opr5, whose product is annotated as 12-oxophytodienoate reductase5. The record is from RefSeq and is marked validated. Bases 101 to 1276 code for a protein of 391 amino acids. Gene Ontology annotation, molecular function: FMN binding; oxidoreductase activity. The transcript has 5 exons. Lineage: Eukaryota; Viridiplantae; Streptophyta; Magnoliopsida; Poales; Poaceae.